Molecule: messenger RNA, 1422 nt
Organism: Truncatella angustata
Lineage: Eukaryota; Fungi; Ascomycota; Sordariomycetes; Amphisphaeriales; Sporocadaceae
Exons: 2
Coding region: 1-1422 (473 amino acids)
Biological process (GO): protein catabolic process in the vacuole; cellular response to glucose starvation
Source: RefSeq, a predicted model, not a curated record
AUGGCUGUUUCCUUUUCGCCUGAUGACAAUGCCUCAUUUUCACCAUUGCCCUCCCCUCAGUCACACCGACCGCCGACUUUCUCGUGCGAUCGAUCCUCGGAGCACAGCCCCAAUUUAGUGUUCACAGUUGAUCCUGUUACGCCUGUUACCAAUUCAACUCCAAAAAUAUCCGAAAUCAACAAACGAGCAGGAGAUGACACUUUGGUGCAGCGCCACACGAGCAGCAAUGUCGAUUACUUGUCACAUCACUGGGUAGAAGAAGAUAUAUGGUCAUCACGGCGCUAUCUUGUGUCGAAUCGAGGCGAAUGCUCCAAUGCACAGAGGCUGGAGAAUGCAUCUUGGAGGGCUUGGACAAAGACAAAAUACAACCUCAAAACGGUUUCGCCGGAAACUAUUAAGUGGCUGAGAGACUGUGACGUAACUUGGUUGUAUGGUCCACUACAGCAGUGUCCAUCUACAUCGUUAUCAAGAAGCAUGGGACGGACAAACUCCACUUUGCCCAUGCAUAACGUGUCCAUCGUUAACAAGUCCAACCUAAGAAAAAGGAGCAUAGCAGAGUCCUUGCGUCAAGACUCUCGUUCGUUGCCUUUCGUUCCCAAGCAGGCCAUGACAGAUACUCAACCACAACCUCCAGAUGGAAGAGGUCGUGUAACAAGGCUUAUUGUGCAAACACAAAUGGCCCGGGAGCGGGCGUUAGGCACGCCUUCAAAAUCGACUUCGGAUAUUGAAACCCACAUAACGAAAGUCAAAUAUGUUCACUUUGAUGAACGUGUUAAGCAGUGCAUCGCGAUGGAUUCCAAUGUAGGAGUGGACAAGGAGGAGCGGGAACACGAACAUAGGAAUUAUAUCGAUGAUAGUGAUUCGGGAGAAAAAGCUGUCUUGAUGAAAAUCAUGAGAUCAAGGAGAAAAAGGAGAAAAUCAGUGAGAGCAGGGCCAAAACCAAAAUCGGAGACAUAUGUCGCGAAAAAGACUAUUGUGGUACUACCGUCUACGACCCUGAAAUAUGAUGGAGACACGCCACACCCAUCUUACACCGCUAUGGAGUAUGAUGCAGAUCAUUUCAUUCAUUCUAUCUUUUCCUCAUCGUCUCCGUUGAAGGUUUUGCGACGAUCAACACAAUCGCACUAUUCUCUCAUCCGGGAUGAUGAAAGUCCGCAUAUGGACGAGAGGGCGAGUUCUAUACCAAGGUCAGGCUCAGUACAGUUCUCAGUACCUUAUCCGUACGAAAUGCAGCAUCCAGUAUCAAGAACUAGCAUGAUGCAUGAGCCUGCAGCCAUACUUUUUAACGAGCCAGGCACUUCGACAUUGUAUCAAGACAGAAACCAGCCUGGUAACGGUAGCAUCAGAGGUUAUGUGAUUGAUACACUUAAUACCGCUUUAUAUGUCGCGGAUGUAAUAUUCAAUGUUGUAUGGCGUAGAUAA